GGUUAAGUUGACAUCCCUGAAUAGUUGCAAACCCUCUGCUUGAUCACCUUAACUAAUAAGCCUUUCAAGAAAAUCUCCGAUCCCCGCCGGCCACUCUCCUGCUAAGAGAUAUGGAAGAUUUGAGAGAAGCCGCACGAUAUUACUUGGAAAGAGGGUCCGAGGAGUAUAAGCAGCGGGCACGCAGAGCUAUGGGCUGCGGAGAAUCCUUGGAGGAAUUCUACGUACGAGAGACGAAGAGACGCAUACGUAGGUGCGAUGUUUGCGCGAAGCUUCUGGUUGGUUUCUACUUGUGUUGCACCAAAUGUGAGUUAUACAAGGGGUGUAACUACAACCUCUGCGUCAAGUGUUUCUAUGGCAGAACAUUCCAACACAAUCAUGACUCCUUUGCUGACAACCAUAGUGUAUUAAUGAUGCAUAACGAGGGCCGUGGGGAACCCACCUGUGUUAUUGAAAAGGACAAGGGAAAAGGCAAGGAAGAUUCCAACUCCAUACGCCAUCUUUCAAGUUCAAAAAAUUCAAGUAGUUAUUCCAACUCGAUACGCCACGUUUCAAGUAGUCAUUCCAACUCGAUACGUCAUGUUUCAAGUUCAACAGGCUCAAGUCAUUCUAACUCAUUACGCCGCAAUAUUCCAAGUUCAACGGGCUCAAGUUAUUCUAACUCAUUACGCCACAAUAUUCCAGAUUCAAUAGACUCCCGUCAUUCCAAAUCAAUAAUUCCCGUUCCAAAUUUAAGAGACUCAAGUCAUUCCAACUCAAUAACCAGCCUUUCGGUGAGGACGAAGAUUAUGAUAGAUAAAGAAGGUAUAGUGAAGUUGGCAUAUAUCGCACAGGCUCACUACAAUGCGGCCCCUCAGAAAAUCAGGGAGUCUGCAGAUAAGUUCUUCUGGAGUAUGGUGAAGCAGAGAGGAAAAACCACGGUAGCCAUGGAAGAUUUCGUGGAAUCCAUGAAAGAAAAGAGGUACCCAGAAUAUGCCCACCCGGAGCUUUUCAAAAUGCUAGUGAAGGAUAGAAAUGUGGGGAUGAGUAUGACGGAAUCCAGGACUUUAUACUACAUUGUUCUGACUGGAAAGCCGUUCUGCAGCUGGUGUAAUUGCUUCAUCCCUGACCUAUAUUUCUGCUGCUCUAAAUGCUCCGCCCGCUCUUACGCUCUGUGCCUCCAUUGUUACUCCACCAAAGCCUAUGUUAACCAUAGGCACUACAGGGACCAUGAUGUCUUCUUCUUGGAUUACUCUGUACUGCACACCACCAUCAAAGAUACCUCUGCUGCAUCACAUCCGGAGGGGAGAGGAUCCUCCAAGGCAAUUGUGGAAAGGAAUCGGGGUGAUAAACUGGUGGCUGGAUGGAAUGUAUGUAAGACAAUACUCAAUGCCGGCGGCACGGUUCUAUCAAUUGCCAGUACUCUUGGUGCUUGCACCAUCAUGUGAUGUAUACCCAUUCAUCCCCAAUUUCCGGUGGCUUCCACUACCUUUCAUGGCGGCAACCACCAGAUUCUUUUUCAUUAAUUCCAAGGCAUUCAAUGGUUGGUCGGCUAGGCAAUUGGGCACUAAGCACUGUCAGUCAAGAAGGACGAGCUUCUUCAGAAGCUCAACGAUGCGAAAAGCAGCGAGGAAGUUUCCGGCUGUGGGUUUUCGUCCCCACAACCGGAAACCAUCUCUGGUGGCUGAGAUCCGCCAGAUCUGCCAUCGGAG
This is a messenger RNA of Ipomoea nil (Japanese morning glory), 1688 nucleotides long. RefSeq lists its product as uncharacterized. Lineage: Eukaryota; Viridiplantae; Streptophyta; Magnoliopsida; Solanales; Convolvulaceae. The record is from RefSeq and is a predicted model, not a curated record. The transcript has 6 exons. Bases 111 to 1424 code for a protein of 437 amino acids.